Messenger RNA from Xiphophorus couchianus (Monterrey platyfish), 1393 nucleotides. It is a transcript of the gene rtca, whose product is annotated as RNA 3'-terminal phosphate cyclase. NCBI's taxonomy places the organism in Eukaryota, Metazoa, Chordata, Actinopteri, Cyprinodontiformes, Poeciliidae. The transcript is spliced from 11 exons. Gene Ontology annotation, cellular component: nucleus. The record is from RefSeq and is a predicted model, not a curated record. Gene Ontology annotation, molecular function: RNA-3'-phosphate cyclase activity. The coding region runs from base 117 to 1217 and encodes 366 amino acids. Gene Ontology annotation, biological process: RNA processing.
GUAGUAUAAGUUCGGCGUUUCCAGCUUGAUGCCGCCGGACUGAACAGUUGGAAAAGUACCGCAGUCAGCAGCUGAGCAGGACAACUGGGAGAGACAGUUGAAGCGGAGUUUACUGAAUGAAAAUGGACUCUGCGGCGGUGGAGAUAGACGGCAGCGUCAUGGAGGGAGGCGGACAGAUCCUGAGAGUCUCGGCGGCGCUCAGCUGCAUCACCGGCUCCGCCAUAAAGAUCAUCAAGAUCCGGGCAGGCAGGAGCACCCCGGGGCUCAGGCCGCAGCAUCUGACGGGCCUCCAGCUCCUCUCGGACCUCUGCUCCGGCAGCCUGCAGGGGGCCAGCAUCGGCUCCACCGACAUCAGCCUGACUCCAGGGAAGGUCCGGUCGGGGAACCACACGGCCGACACGCAGACCGCAGGGAGUGUGUGUUUGCUGCUGCAGGCGGCCCUGCCCUGCGCGCUGUACGCUGACGCCGCCUCACAGCUCCUUCUGAAAGGAGGAACCAACGCAGAAAUGGCCCCGCAGAUCGACUACACUGUGAAGGUCUUCAAGCCCGUUGUGGAGAAGUUCGGCGUCCAUUUUGACUGCGACAUCAGGAUGAGGGGCUACUACCCCAAAGGCGGCGGGGAGGUGGUGGUGACGGCUCAGCCGCUCAAGGAGCUGCAGCCCGUCUCCAUGACGGACAGAGGAAACAUCACAAAGAUCCACGGCAGAGCCUUCGUGGCCGGAGUCCUGCCCUUCAAACUGGCUAAAGACAUGUCAGCCGCCGCCGUUCGGACCAUCAGGAAGGAAAUCAAAGAACUUUACAUCAACAUCCAGGCAGUGCAGGAGAAGGAAAAGGCCUACGGGAACGGCAACGGCAUCAUAAUCAUCGCAGAAUCAUCCACAGGCUGCCUGUUCGCAGGAUCGGCUCUGGGAAAGAAAGGUGUUUAUGCAGAUAAAGUGGGAAUAGAAGCUGCAGAGAUGCUGCUGAGAAACCUCAGACACAACGGCUGCGUGGACGAGUUCCUGCAGGACCAGCUCAUCAUCUUCAUGGCGCUGGCGAAGGGAACAUCUAGGAUUCGGACCGGCGCCGUGACGCUGCACACGCAGACGGCCAUCCACAUCGCAGAGCAGCUCACUCAGGCGAAGUUCACGAUAACAAAGAGCGAAGACGAGCUGAGCAGCGGCGUCACAUACAUCAUCGAGUGUCAAGGAUCCGGAGUGGUUAACCCCAACCUGUAGCCCCACACACACACACACGCACACACACACACACACACACACUCACACACACACACUCUGCUGGACUCGUAGCUGCUCCUGACAUGGCCGACCCUCUUAGUUUCUGUCGCUCAGGGUUUUUUUGUUUCCUUAAUAAUGUGAUGAAAUAAUUAAAUAAAAAUCUUCCAAGCAAUCAA